AUGCAGUCAAAGGUCCAUGCCGUCCCAGAAGAAGAAGACACCACUCACGCGGACUCCGCAGUCAACGAGCUGACCCUGGUCACGUACGAUGGAAUGUACACCGUCAAUAAGAACAAGCUCACAAAGACCUCGCUCUUCGUGAAGGACGCCCUCCGGGAAACCUGGACUGUCAGUUUUAUCUUUUCCCAUCCUCCUCACGUGAAGAAUUCGUCACUCCAAAACUGCGUAACUCCCAAUACGUCGGGUUGA
Molecule: messenger RNA, 249 nt
Organism: Anthostomella pinea
Lineage: Eukaryota; Fungi; Ascomycota; Sordariomycetes; Xylariales; Xylariaceae
Source: the annotation of a GenBank genome assembly